Striga hermonthica is the source of this 792-nucleotide messenger RNA. NCBI's taxonomy places the organism in Eukaryota, Viridiplantae, Streptophyta, Magnoliopsida, Lamiales, Orobanchaceae. The record is from the annotation of a GenBank genome assembly.
AUGGUAGUGGACGAAUUCAUGGUGUGUGUGGACAAAAUCAUAGCAUCUGCAGCAUGUUUUCAAGAAUCAUCGACAACAUCGUCGUCAUCUACGAACGGCGUUGGGGGAGAAGAAGCUAUUGUUGCAGCUGUUGAUGUUGUCCGAGCAAAUGGUGAUACGGGUGCUAAUAAAGAUGGGAUCUUUCGUAGUGAGGGUGAAGGGCCUUCGUUUUCUUUUGUGAAGGAAAAAUGUCUGAGCUUGAGGGAGUGCAGAAUUUGUCAGGAAGAAGAUGAGGAGAAGGACAUGGAGGCCCCUUGUUCUUGUAAUGGCACUCUCAAGUUUGCUCAUAGGAAGUGCAUUCAGAGAUGGUGCAACAAAAAAGGCGAUAUCACCUGUGAAAUAUGCAAUCAGGUUUUCUCACCAAAUUAUAGCAGUCCACCACCGAGAAGCAAUGCUGAUGUUAUGGCUAUUGAUAUUAGACAAGCAUGGGGCCCACAUAUUGAUCUUCGGGACCCUCGAUUCUUGGCUUUUGCGGUGGCCGAACGGCAGUUUCUGCAAUCGGCAUAUGAUGACUAUGCCUUUGCAAAUAGUGGGACUCUUACCUGUUUUCGUACAGUGGCACUCAUAUUGAUGCUUCUCUUGCUGAUACGUCAAACUCUAAUGCUGACGAGAGACUUUGGAAUGUUGCGUGAAUCAUCGGUUUUCUUCAAUUAUCAGAUUACCAUUCUUCAGCUGGCUGGUUUUCUUCUUCCCUGCUAUGUGGUGGCUCGUUCAUUUUACAUCGUACAAUGCCGAAGGAGGAGGCAGGUUUGA